AUGGCGGAUCUGCUCGCUCCCCUGGAAACCUUCUUAACGACUGCUCCUUCGGCGCUGUUGGUCAAGUCUGCGCAAAAGGUUCCUUCGGAGACUCCUGAGUUGUGCUUGGCUCUAGAGACAUCCUGUGAUGACACUGCCGCGGCUGUCGUUUCCAGCACAGGCGAAGUGAAGAGCAACUGCGUGUGGGGUCAGGGAGCUCUCAACGCCCUCUACGGGGGUGUCUGCCCAGCAGCAGCCGCCAGUCUCCACCGCUCUCGGAUACCUCUCGUUCUUCAGGAGGCUCUCGCGAAGGCAGAUGCGGAUACUUUGUCGCUGAGCUGCUUCGCGUUCACUGAGGGGCCAGGUCUUGCCCUUUGCCUCAGAGCUGCGGCAGAGGCAGCCGUGUGCUUCUCCCAGUCUCUCCGAGAGCUGCUGCUCCUCUCGAGGGCGGAGAAGCGUUCCCUCGACGAUCUGCUUGCCGCUGCGUACACGGAGAUCCUGGGGGAGUUGCAGGGAGGGCCUGCAGCCGAGCAUCCCUCCCUGAUGCACCCCCCUGAAGCGGCUUUCUCAGGGAGUCGUGAUAGACUAAUCCGGAUAGACGCGUCUUGGCACUUGCGGUGCGCAGUGCGUCGCCUUCUGCGGGGGGCCCCUAAGGCGUGCCUCCGUGGAUGCCGCUUGGAGCAGCAGCAGCAACAGCGCGCUGCUGUCGAGGUCGCUGUGAAGGCGAGGCUCGCUGCGGCAGCAGCACGCCGGAUGCCUUGCCUCAUCGGCGUGCACCACCUGCACGGGCAUGCGCUGAGUGCGAGUCUCCCGGGAGCCUCCGUCUUCCCCCUUACCUCCGCUUCUUCGAGAGGGGGCUCCUCCGGCACGCUCGAAGAAAGCCCCCCUCCGCCUUGUGGGGGGGAGUCUCCGACGGAAAGGCUGGAGGAGGCGGCUGCCGUUGCCGCAGCAACAGAAACGCCGCAAGCGGCCGAAGCAGACUCGGGAGCCGGCCGAUCCAGCAAGGCUUCCUCAUCAGACGUGUCUCCUUUGGAUCCCAUGUUGUGUCUACUGCUCUCCGGGGGGCACUCCCAGUUUUCGUUGCUCGUGAAGGCGGAGGCUCUCUCAGGAGAAGGCUUCCGAGCCGCCCAGUUCGGUGGAGAGCGGCGGCGUUCGCUUGGGGGGGGUCGGCGUUCUCCCUCCAAAGCUCCCAGCGGCGAAACUCUCUCACUCAGCCCUCCUGGCACACGAGGCUCUGCAGCGCGCACGCCGCGCGAAGCCUCGGCGCAGUCACAGUGCCACUUCUCCCUUCAGCCGCAGCUCGAAGUCUUCCCGCCGAAGGAGGGGCCCCCGGGGGGCCCCCAGGCACCGGAGGCCCCUGUGCCCGUGGGGGCCCCCCUGCCCCUCCGGUUGGUAACGCUUGGACGCUCGCUAGACGACGCGUUGGGGGAGGCCCUUGAUAAGACUGCACGCCUCCUCCAGAACCUCUCCACAGCACCCCAACAUGCCCCUCGGGAGCAACACCACCCCCACCCCCACCAGGCUGGAGGGGCUUACUUGGAGGAGCUUGCAGCAGCAGCUGACGAGGAAGGCUGGCAGGCUCGCAAAAUCCCGUCCUCUCACGCUGCACGGACACUCGACAUGAGCUUUUCUGGCUUGAAGGCGCAUCUCGCGAGGCAGCUGGAGUCCGUCAGGCCCCUUCAAGGCGCCCUCAGUCUAUCAGCGCAGCGCAGACUUGCUGCAUAUAUUCAACGCUGUCUCUUUGAGCCUGUCGGCGUCCGCCUCUCCCAGGCUCUUUGGCUUGCCGAGUUCAUUCCAGAAAUCAGAACUGUUGCUCUCGCUGGCGGAGUCGCUCGAAACAAGGCGCUGCAGCGGCUGGUGCUGGAGCGGCUGCAUCAGCGCGGCGACCUCCGCUUGCAGCAACGCGAAUUCGCAGCCUUAAAAAAGCGCCUCAUUCGACUCGUCGAAAGGCGGCCUAUCAGCCUUGUCAAGGCACCAGGGCUGGAAAAUGGAUCACCCCUCCCCACGGGCGGCGCAGACACGUUUAUCAGCUCAGAAAAGCAGCACCUUAAGGACCAGGAGCAGGAAGACUCUGUCAAGGCGCUGAUCAGAGAACGCGUGCGGCGAUUCCCCUUCGAGUCCUUCCUGGGCUUCCGUGUGCGUCUCUCUUCUUUUGUCUCGCUCUGUUGUAAUCUGCCACCAGAGAGUCACGCCUUUGACGCAAAGGUGCCCCUUCUGGUUCCUCGCGAACUCCUCUCCAGGAGAGCUUCUGAUUCAGCCUGGCUACGGGCAAAGGCAGCGAGGGCAGCAGCUGAAGAGGGACGCCUCGAGGAGGCAGGCUUUCCCUCUACAUGCCAGCAGUGCACCUUAGUGAUGCCAAGAGGUACUCAAGAGGUCAGCAGCGUGCCCAGUGGUCGCGAUUUCGUUUCCAGAAAUUCCCACCCCCUGCAAUGUGUCUCAGUUAUGUGGUGCUAUUGUGGGGCCUGCGGCAACAGCGGCAGGCAGAGCGCUGUUAGAGGUGUGGAACGAUUGGUUGUUCCCGCUGCUUCUCUGUGUAGCGACAACGCAGCCAUGAUUGGCUGGACUGCACUUCAGUACCGCGAAAUCCACAGGGAGGCACCCUUGGGGGAACCCCCCCACCAGGGGCAGCAGCGUGCUGAGCCUACUGGGGCCUGUGUUGGGGUGGGGGAAUCUCGCGCUGGGGUGACAGAAGAGGCGCAUGAAGCUUCUGAUACGCGGAAUAGAGAGGGGCCUCCGGGAUGCUUCGAGGUGCCCUUUGUUAAGCCAAAGUGGGACGGGGGCGGGCCCCUACCGCACCCCUUAGCAGCAAUGGAUCUGUUGCUAUUGCAUGCGUUGCUGCAGCAAGGUGUGAGCAGCCAUUCUUAG
Molecule: messenger RNA, 2844 nt
Organism: Cyclospora cayetanensis
Lineage: Eukaryota; Apicomplexa; Conoidasida; Eucoccidiorida; Eimeriidae
Exons: 8
Coding region: 1-2844 (947 amino acids)
Cellular component (GO): mitochondrion
Source: RefSeq, a predicted model, not a curated record